AUGGAAGGUCUCUUUGACAAACUUCCCAAGGAAAUUAAGGAAGCUUUCCGUAAUAUUUGUUUGGAAGACUUGAAGAAGGCCAUACCCAAUAUCACGACCGAAGACCUCAAAGAGCUCGCGGCGACUAUUAAGAACCGCACCGAAAAUAUUAGCGCUGAAGAUAUCAAUGAUCUUUUCGCAGCUGCGAAAGAAAAGUGCGAAAAUAAUUCCAUCCAGGCCGCAAUCCUGGGCCUGCAGAUUCUAAUUAUGGUUUUUCCCUUCGCUAUGAUCACGCCACUCCUGGCUGUGCUUGGGUUUGGCAGCACCGGCCCCGUACUUGGCUCCCUUGCCGCAUAUUUUCAAUCAAUGUAUGGUGUGAACGCUGUAUUCAGCCUGCUCCAGAGUGCUGCUAUGGGUGGCUAUGGGGCGCCAAUUGUGUCUAACAUUGCCAGGGGUUUCAGUUUCGCAUCUUGGGUUUGGGCUAAUUCCACAACGACCAAGACAACUGAAGGAGAAUAA
This is a messenger RNA of Penicillium taxi, 498 nucleotides long. Its product is annotated as interferon alpha-inducible IFI6/IFI27 family protein. Bases 1 to 498 code for a protein of 165 amino acids. The record is from RefSeq and is a predicted model, not a curated record. The transcript has 2 exons. Lineage: Eukaryota; Fungi; Ascomycota; Eurotiomycetes; Eurotiales; Aspergillaceae.